Messenger RNA from Cebus imitator (Panamanian white-faced capuchin), 4294 nucleotides. RefSeq names its product prospero homeobox 2 (gene PROX2). Gene Ontology annotation, cellular component: nucleus. The transcript has 5 exons. Gene Ontology annotation, biological process: regulation of transcription by RNA polymerase II. Gene Ontology annotation, molecular function: DNA-binding transcription factor activity, RNA polymerase II-specific; RNA polymerase II cis-regulatory region sequence-specific DNA binding. NCBI's taxonomy places the organism in Eukaryota, Metazoa, Chordata, Mammalia, Primates, Cebidae. The record is from RefSeq and is a predicted model, not a curated record.
CUAAUUUCAGAAGUCUGCCCAGGAGGUUCAUGAGCCCCGGCAUCCCAGAAUCGGAAUUGCUUCUCAGCAACAGUGGCUUUUCACCAUUCUAAGUGUAGGGGAGGAAGCCCUGCUCAUUCUGGGUGCACUUCCUGCUAAGGAAAUAGGAGGAGGAAUUCUGAAGCCUUGUGGCUGCUUCAUGGAGCUCUGAACAAGUGCUUGGGAUGGAUCCAAACUCCAUUUUGCUUUCUCCGAAGCCCCGGAUCUGCUCCUACCUGGCAGAAGCCUGUAUGGAAGGUGAGAGAAGCUCAUCCCCUACAGAGCUGGAUAGAGACUCCCAGUUUCCCUGGAGCCAGGUCCCCAGCCCUGCAGACCUGGAUGAACACAUCCAGGCCAAGAGGGCCAGGGUGGAGACCAUUGUCCAAGGCAUGUGUCUCUCCCCGCAUCCUCUGGUGCCAGGCAGUAUACAAGCUGGGGACACCCCACACUGCCCAGAGACGGCCCGAGAGAGGAAGAGGAAGCAGAGCCUUCCCACACAGCAAGGGCUCCUGAUGCCAGCCCCUGCCUGGGACCAGGGCAACAGGAAGGGGGGCCCUCGCAUGAGAGAACAACUUCACCUGCUGAAGCAACAGCUAAGACAUCUGCAAGAGCACAUCCUGCAGGCUGCUGAGCCCAGGGACACAGCUCAGGGCCUCAGAGGCUGUGGCAAGGGAAAAGGCCCUCUGAGCGCAAAGCAGAGAAAUGGCUGUGGGCCUUUCCCCUGGGCUUCGAGCAGUGACCACCAGCAGGGUUCCAGCAAGGACCUUUCUGGGGCAGAAAAGCACCGAGUGUCUGAGGCUGAAUACCAGUCUGAGGAGCCCAGGUUCCUUCCUUCUGGAGCACCAGCUUCACUGGAGAUUCUGAGAAAAGAGCUGACCAGGGCAGUGUCCCGGGCUGUGGACUCGGUAUUACAAAAGGUCCUACUGGAUCCGCCAGGCCGCCUGACUCAGCUGGGUAGUCAGGGGUGGGUGCCGGAGAGUGGAAGCGAGUCCUCACCUCCCGUGGCAGAGACCUGUGAAAAUCCACUUGCUUUGGCUGCCUUGCCCAGGAGGGUCCAGCUGCAAGCUGGGGUCCCAGUAGGAAACUUAUCAUUGGCCAAGACUCUAGAUUCUCCUGGGUACCCUAUCUCUCCAAGAAUGAUCCCCAAACCUUGUCAGGGUCCCCCAGCAAACUGUCCAUUGACUGCACCUUCCCACAUCCAGGAAGAUCAGAUUCGAAGCCAGCUACUGGGUCACAGAUGCAACAAUGGCCAUUGGAGUAGCAGUCCUUCCCAGGACUCAUCUUCCCAGAGGCACCCCUCCUCAGAGCCUGCCCUACAACCUUGGAGAACUACCAAACUGCAACCAUUGGUCCUGAGCCAACAGCAGUGUCCCCUGCCUUUCACCUCUGCCCAUCUGGAAAGUCUGCCCCUUCUUCCCUCGGUGAAGAUGGAACAGGGAGGCCUGCAUGCUGUGCCUGAGGCACUGCCUUUCUCUUCGGUAUAAAUCCAGGAGGGCCUAAACCCUGGUCACUUGAAGAAGGCCAAACUAAUGUUUUUCUUCACGAGAUAUCCCAGCUCCAAUCUCCUGAAGGCUUAUUUUCCUGAUGUUCAGUUCAACCGGUGCAUUACCUCCCAGAUGAUCAAGUGGUUCAGCAACUUUCGUGAGUUUUAUUACAUCCAAAUGGAAAAAUUUGCCCGGCAAGCAAUUUCAGAUGGUGUCACCAAUCCCAAAAUGCUGGUGGUUCUCCGCAAUUCAGAACUGUUUCGAGCUCUCAAUAUGCACUAUAACAAGGGAAAUGACUUUGAGGUUCCAGAUUGCUUCUUGGAAAUCGCCAGCUUGACAUUACAGGAGUUCUUCAGGGCUGUCUCCGCAGGGAGAGAUUCAGAUCCUUCCUGGAAGAAACCCAUUUAUAAAAUUAUUUCGAAACUGGACAGUGACAUCCCAGAGAUAUUCAAAUCUUCCAGCUAUCCCCAGUAGCUGUUUCAGAGUUAAGAUCCCACAACGUGAGGAGUGACUGGCUAGGGUUUCCUGGGCUUGUGUUAAAUGGCAGUUUAGCCGUAGUCAUAUAAAAGGGCACAAGGAAAUCUCCUCUACCAAAAUAGGUACUAUUACCAUUUUGAUCAUUUAUUUCCUUUUCCAGAAUCAUCAGAAAUUUAACUUUAACUAUAAAAUAUACUAACUGUAUUGGUGUAUUGGUAGUAUAUUGUGAAAAGGAACACAAGUUUGGAAUCAGAAGACGUGAAUCUCAACUCCAUUGUUUCCAGGGUGUUGUGACCCUGGGAACUUCCUGGUGUCUCUCAUCUGUAAGAUGAGGUUGUUCAGGGUUAAAGGACAGUGUGUCCUAUGCAAUGUUAUUCACACACAAAUGUUUGAACCCCACUUUCACAUAAGGUUAUCUUAUUUGGGGUUUUUACAAAUUGCUGUUUUUAGUCACCUACUCAUAAAGCACCACCUAUUUGCUAGAUACUUUCACAUACUUCAAGCUUCUCACCCUGAAAAACAGUUAUUAUUAUCACUAAAAAAAUGACCACCAGAAGCUUUAGAACUGCAAGCUAACUCGCCAAAGCCUAUGAGGCUAGGACAUCUGGGUUGAUGGGAUGGUCAGGAGCCUCAAGGAACCAAGACUUUCUGAUGCCCGACUGCUCUGCUGCGAACUCAGGAUCUCAAACAGGACCCCACCCCUAGUAAGCAUCCAGCAUUGGCAGGGCACUGUCACCUGAAAACUCCUGCCCAAUACUUAGGAGUAAUGCACCACCCAAGAUUUCUGCUGAUCAUUUCAGCAAACCCAAGACAAACUUUCUGCAGGACUUGAGUGUUGUUGUUUAUUUACAUUUGUCUGCCGGAAGAGCUUAUCAGCUGAAUAAUGCAAAUAGUCUCUAGUUGACCACUGCAAUUGAUGCCCCAACCUCAUAUUUGCUGAAGAAGCUGAACUUCAGACUGUGAAAGGUAGAAAGGGCCUUUGGAGAUCAUCUGGCCCACACUACUUAAAUUAGGAAGGAAGCAGUGAGGUCCAGACAGGAGGCUUGCACAGCCUUGCAGAUGCUAAACGGCAUAACUGGGACAAAUGCAGCAUCACACAGCAAUGGAAAUUCUCCCACUCCAUAACAAAAUUACAGUCCAUGGCUGACCUUCCACUGAUGCAGGAAUUCGUGAAAUCAGUUUUCCUCCCUGCUGACCCAACACAAAUUGUGAUCCUCUCUGAGCAUACAGGUGAGACGUGCAAAGCUGAGUAACUGCAUCUGUCUUCUAAGCUAGUCAGGAUCAAGUCUUUGUAUGCACUGCCAAAGGUACGCGGGCUGGGGUGGGGGUAACAGAUAGCUCAGGCCUUGUAGUCCUGAUAAGUGGUGUCUGUGAGUUCUUUAGCUUACUUCUUUCCUGUCUAUAUAAAACAAGUUUCCAUAUUCAGCUACUCAACUUCCAUGAUUUUUCUGGUGGGGCGCUAGCUGGAGCAGAUGAGAUAAAAUCCCUAAACUAUUACUAGAUCUAUCAGCAUAAAAAGGUAUAAAAGAUGAAUUUUCCUUUGAAUUUUCUCUUACUUCAAACAGCUGAAAGGAAAAACAAAACAGACUUAGCCCAAACCCCUCUUUACAGGCCAUUUAAAGGUUAUUGUUAAGUGCUCUUCAAUAUAUCCAGUUGCACUCAGAAGAUCUUUGCCCUAUUUUCACAAAAAUGAAGGAAUCUGCGAAACCUAAGUUUUAAACACAGGCAAGCAUGGAGUGCUCAGAGCAAGGGCAAUCAGUUUUCUGUGUCUGGAGACAGUAGAAGAGCCCUCUAUCCAGAGUGACAUUACAUUCAGGGGAAACAAGUUCACAUGAUUGUCCAAUAGAGAGCAGCCCUUCUUCUGUCCCAAACCUGAAAUUCAUUAGUGUGUGUUUUAAAGACUGAGCCAAGUCACCUCCAGGGCAGUGAACCUUGUCUCAGGGACCAAUGAGAUGAAAUGUACAAGCUCAAAUUGAAAACAUUUGUGUACUGCAGUCUUUCCAGGAAGUGUUCUCUAACCACUGAGCUAAACACAGAAGAAUGUAUAAAUAUAUAUGCUCUGCCAACAGAAUUCUAUUCUAAUUUUCUGUUUCUACCAAGUGUGUAUCUCUCUGUUGGAAACACAUGGAGUGUAAGCUGAGUGGGUUAUUAUGUUCUUUUGGCAGUCAUACUUUGCCAAAGAUCUGGUCAUUCUUUCCAUUAAGGUAUAUGAGGGUGCUAUGUUUUUAUUUGUUUGAGACAGGGUCUCCCUCUCUCACUCAGGCUGGAGCACAGUGCCAUGAUCACAGUAGCCUCGAUCUCUCAGGUUCAAGUGA